AUGAAUCCCCAGAACGAGCGGGAACUCCAGGACAAGAUCAGGGAGCUCGAACAAAAGAAUCAGCGCCAGCAGAGGCAAAUCGAAGAGCAGAAGGUCCAAAUGAUGCAGAUGCAAGUGCAAGCCGUGCAAGCGGCACAGGAUCCACGAUUUCCUCCAGGUCAGAACAGCUUUGGAGGCAGUUCCAGCUCCACUCGCCCGAAUGAGACGUGGAAGGUCGCGCAGGAGGCUAUGUCCCAGGCUUUGCAGAGCAGCCAUCCAGCAAGUUACAUUGGCGAUGGUGGCGGCUGGGUACCCGGAGGAGAACCUCCGAAGAACGCCCAGCCACCAGCGAUACCACCUGGUGAUACUGAACCACCUGGUCGCUGUGUGGAGACUUGUCGAUGUGGUCAGGUGGUGAGCCGUGCAUGGGAGGUGGAGAAGCCCUGGCUGAAAGACGAGGUUACUUGCGGCUUCACGGAUGGAUGUGACCUGCCAGGGCUAUGGCCAUCAUGGCUGCCAUUCAUCGCUUUGAAAGCUGCACCUACACAACAGGCGCUGGCGGCAGAAGUCGCGAGCAGGGUGCCGCUCCCUGCGCAUUUGCGCAUGCGAGCCCCGUGA
Molecule: messenger RNA, 597 nt
Organism: Durusdinium trenchii
Lineage: Eukaryota; Dinophyceae; Suessiales; Symbiodiniaceae
Source: the annotation of a GenBank genome assembly